Marmota flaviventris (yellow-bellied marmot) is the source of this 3640-nucleotide messenger RNA. RefSeq names its product phosphatidylinositol glycan anchor biosynthesis class O (gene Pigo). NCBI's taxonomy places the organism in Eukaryota, Metazoa, Chordata, Mammalia, Rodentia, Sciuridae. Gene Ontology annotation, cellular component: endoplasmic reticulum membrane. The record is from RefSeq and is a predicted model, not a curated record. Gene Ontology annotation, biological process: GPI anchor biosynthetic process. Gene Ontology annotation, molecular function: mannose-ethanolamine phosphotransferase activity.
GCCACAGACGCUGCAGCUGUACUUCCGGGCGCUGAUGCAGGCGGCGCCAUCGCGUGAGCCCCGGUUCCCCUGGGUCAGGAGUGGACCGCCACUGGGAGAUGCAGAAGAUCUCCGUGUUGCUCUUCCUGGCCUGGGUCUGCUUCCUCUUCUAUGCUGGCAUUGCCCUCUUCACCAGUGGCUUCCUUCUCACCCGUUUGGAGCUCACUAACCAUAGCAGCUGCCAGGAGCCCCCAGGUCCUGGGUUCCUGCCGUGGGGAAACCAAGGGAAGCCUGGGGCCUGCUGGAUGGCUUCCCGGUUCUCCCGGGUUGUGUUGGUGCUGAUAGAUGCCCUGCGAUUUGACUUUGCCCAGCCCCAGUACUCACAAGUGCCUGGGGAGCCUCCUGUCUCACUGCCCUUCCUGGGCAAACUACGCUCCUUGCAAAGGAUCCUGGAGAUUCAGCCCCACCAUGCCCGACUCUACCGAUCUCAGGUUGAUCCUCCUACGACCACCAUGCAGCGCCUCAAGGCCCUCACCACCGGCUCAUUACCUACUUUUAUUGAUGCUGGCAAUAACUUUGCCAGUCAUGCCAUAAUGGAAGACAAUCUUAUUAAACAACUCACCAAUGCAGGAAGGCGUGUAGUCUUCAUGGGAGAUGAUACCUGGAAAGAUCUUUUCCCUGGAGCUUUUUCAAAAGCUUUCUUCUUCUCUUCCUUCAAUGUCAGAGACCUACACACAGUGGACAAUGGCAUCUUGGAACACCUGUAUCCCACCAUGGACAGUGGUGAAUGGGACGUGCUGAUUGCUCACUUCCUGGGUGUGGAUCAUUGUGGCCACAAGCAUGGCCCUCACCACCCUGAAAUGGCCAAGAAACUUAGCCAGAUGGACCAGGUGAUCCAGGGACUUGUGGACCGUUUGGAGAAUGACACAUUGCUGGUGGUGGCUGGGGACCACGGGAUGACCAUGAAUGGAGACCAUGGAGGGGACAGUGAGCUGGAAGUCUCAGCUGCACUCUUUCUAUACAGUCCCACAGCCCUGUUUCCCAGCACCCCACCAGAGGAGCCAGAAGUGAUUCCUCAAGUCAGCCUUGUGCCCACACUGGCCCUGCUACUAGGCCUGCCCAUACCAUUUGGAAACAUUGGGGAGGUGAUAGCUGAGCUGUUCUCAGCGGGCAAGGACUCCCAGCCCCACCUCUCUGCUCUAGCCCAAGCCUCAGCUCUCCAUCUCAAUGCCCAGCAGGUAUCCCGAUUUCUUCACACCUACUCAGCUGCUACUCAGGACCUCCAAGUUAAGGAGCUUCAUCAGCUACAGAAUCUCUUCUCCAAGGCCUCUGCUGACUACCAGUGGCUUCUUCAGAACUCCCAAGGGGCUGAGGCUGCAUUGCAGACUGUGAUUGCUGAGCUGCAGCAGUUCCUGCGGGGAGCUCGGGCUAUAUGCAUUGAGUCUUGGGCCCGUUUCUCUCUGGUCCGCAUGGCAGGGGGUGCUGCUCUCUUGGCUGCUGCCUGCUUUCUCUGUCUGCUCGCAUCCCAGUGGGCAACAUCCCCAAGCUUCCACUUUCGCCCUCUGCUGCUUAUACCUGGGGCCUGGGGCCUGGGUGGAGCCAUACUAUAUGCAGGACUCCUGGCAACUACUGGGCUGAAGCUGGAUCCAGUGGUUCUAGGGACCAUGGCUGCAACAAGCUCACUUCUCCCUUUUUUGUGGAAAGCUUGGGCUGGCUGGGGGUCUAAGAGGCCCAUAGCAACUCUGCUUCCCAUCCCUGGGCCUGUCCUUUUACUCCUGCUCAUUCGCUUGGCUGCCUUCUUCUCUGAUAGUUUUGUUGUAGCUGAGGCCAGGGCUACCCCCUUCCUUUUGGGCUCACUCAUUUUGCUCCUGGUUGCCCAGCUUCACUGGGAGGGUCAGCUGCUGCCGCCUAAACUGCUCACAAUACCCCGCCUUGGCUCUUCUUCCCCAACAGGCCCCCCACGGCACAGUGGUGCAUAUGCCCUGAAGCUUGGAGUUGGGUUGCUUUUAUGUACAAGGCUAGCUGGGCUUUUUCAUCGCUGCCCUGAAGAGACACCUGCUUGCCACUCCUCUCCCUGGCUGAGUCCUCUGGCAUCCAUGGUGGGAGGUCGAGCCAAAAAUUUGUGGUACGGAGCUUGUGUUGGGGCACUGGUGACCCUAUUAGUUGCUGUGCGACUAUGGCUUGGCCGCUAUGGUAAUCUCAAGAGCCCUGAGCCCCCUGUGCUCUUUGUGCGCUGGGGGCUGCCUGUAAUGGCACUGGGCACUGCUGCCUACUGGGCAUUGGCAUCGGGGGCCGAUGAAGCACCCCCGCGUCUCCGAGCCCUGGUUGCUGGGGCAUCAGUUGUGCUUCCUCGGGCAGUGGUGGCGCUGGCUGCUUCAGGACUCAUGCUGCUUCUCUGGAGGCCUGUGACAGUGCUGGUAAAGGCUGGGGCAAGUGCCCCAAGGACCAGGAUUGUCCUCACUCCCUUCUCGGGGCCCCCUACUUCUCAAGCUGACUUGGAUUAUGUGGUCCCUCAAAUUUACCGACACAUGCAGGAGGAGUUCCGGGGCCGGCUAGAGAGGACCAAAUCUCAGGGUCCCUUGACUGUGGCUGCCUAUCAGUUGGGGAGCAUCUACUCAGCUGCUAUGGUUACGGCCCUCACCUUUUUGGCCUUUCCACUUCUGCUAUUGCAUGCAGAGCGCAUCAGCCUUGUGUUCCUGCUUCUGUUUCUGCAGAGCUUCCUUCUCCUGCAUCUGCUUGCUGCUGGGAUACCCAUCACCACCCCUGGUCCUUUUACUGUGCCAUGGCAGGCAGUGUCAGCAUGGGCCCUCAUGGCCACACAGACCUUCUACUCUACAGGCCACCAGCCUGUCUUUCCAGCCAUCCAUUGGCAUGCAGCUUUUGUGGGAUUCCCAGAAGGUCAUGGCUCCUCUACUUGGCUUCCUGCUUUGCUAGUAGGAGCCAACACCUUUGCCUCCCACCUCCUCUUUUCAGUAGGUUGCCCACUACUUCUGUUGUGGCCUUUCCUAUGUGAGAGUCAAGGGCCAAGGAAGAGGCGGCAACCCCCAGGGAGUGAAGCUGAGGCCAGAGUCAGGCCUGAGGAGGAGGUGGAGGAGCCACUGAUGGAGAUGAGGCUCCGGGAUGCACCUCACCACUUCAAUGCAGCACUUCUGCAGCUGGGCCUCAAGUACCUCUUUGUCCUUGGUGUCCAGAUUCUGGCUUGUACCUUGGCUGCCUCCAUCCUCCGCAGGCAUCUCAUGGUCUGGAAGGUGUUUGCCCCCAAGUUCAUUUUUGAGGCCAUAGGCUUCAUCGUGAGCAGCGUGGGACUUCUCCUGGGCAUAGCAUUGGUGAUGCGAGUGGAUGGUGCUGUGAGCUCCUGGUUCAGAAAACUAGUUCUGGCUCAGCAGAGGUAGCCUAGGCUAUGGAUGCUUACAUCUGACUACAGAGAGAACUGGAGAAUAAUAUAGCUUGGCCUGUACAGGUGCUAGCUAAACUACAAGAGAGGCUCAGCCACAUCUCUUUCCACCAUGCAGCCAGGCACUGGGACUUCAUUAUUUUAAAAUUCAAAAUCACAGUGGAGUCUGAUCCCUAACUCCUGAUUUGGUUGCAUCUGAUGGAUAAGGGUGUUAGCUAUGGUGGGUCUCCAAAGUGGAAUAAAAAAAAUGUAAAUAUGUUUGUCUGA